UCACGUGUGUUGACUGCAGGGGGUGAGUGUCUGGCUCCGAGCAGCUCCAAUGGUAAGCCGGUAGAACACCGGUCAAAGAGCGCCACCGCUCGCUGAUGCGGCUACAUGCACAUUUCUCCUACAUCAAGUCCCCUUGACUGUCUCCUUCAUAGUGUACUCACAGGCUGAAACAGCUGAAUUUCAGCCGAGCUGGCCGCUGUCUUUGCAGUACGGGGAAAUCCAGAAAAUAGGGACCUUGCAAUGAUCUCGCUGGACUUGAAUUUCAACAUUUUGACAAGGGACCUGUCGCAUUAUGUCGAAAAUCAAGUGAAAGUUGGGCUGUUCGGUUCGGGAGUAGGACUGUCUCUGGUGCUGGGCUUUAGCGCAGCAUACACCUGCUACUAUCUGAUUUCAGUAGCGAAGAAGCCACAGCUCAUCUCCGGGGGCAAGAAGUUCUAUCAGUUUCUGAGGGAGCAAUGUCCAAUAGUAUCCGAGACCUACUACCCGACCUUUUGGUGCUGGGAGAGCCGCAUCCAGACUCUGCUGAGACCCUUUGUCACAGCCAAACCCGGGGUUGUUUACAGAAAUGAGCUUAUUAAGGCAGCAGAUGGAGGACAGAUCUCUUUGGAUUGGUUUGACAACGAUGACAGCCCCUCUCAUCCCGAGCCUGCCACCAGGCCCACAGUCCUCCUUCUCCCUGGUCUGACUGGCACCAGCCGAGAGUCUUAUAUCCUGCACAUGGUCCAGCAGAGCCGGGACCUGGGCUAUAGAUGUGUGGUAUUCAACAACAGAGGAGUCUCUGGUGAAACACUACUGACCCCGAGGACCUACUGUGCAGCCAACACAGAGGAUUUGGAGACCGUUAUCGAGCACAUCCAGAAGACCAAUGAAGCUGCUCCAGUCAUGGCUGCUGGAGUAUCCAUGGGCGGGAUGAUGCUGGCCAACUACUUGGGGCGCAAGGGCCAGGAAACCUGCCUGAAAGGUGUCAUAGUCUUCUCAGCAGGCUGGGAUGUAUUUGAGUGCACCGCCUCACUGGAAAAACCCCUGGACCGUUUGCUCUUCAACUCCUACCUCACCAGCUGCCUACAAGCUUCUGUUCAUAGACACAGACCAGUGCUUGAAAAGUGUUAUGACAUUGAUCAUGUCAUGAAGGCAAGGACCAUCAGAGAGUUUGAUGAGAGGUUCACCUCUAUAAUGUUCGGUUAUCCCACCAAUGAUGACUACUACCGUGAUGCCAGCCCUGUUCACAAGCUGAAAUCUGUCCAGGUGCCAAUGCUGUGUCUGAAUGCUGCUGAUGAUGUCUUCUCCCCUUCUCAUGCCAUUCCAGUGGAGGCAGUGAAACAGAACCCUAACUUGGCCCUGCUCAUCACCUGCCACGGUGGCCAUAUUGGUUUCCUCGAGGGCCUGUGGCCUCGGCACAGCACUUAUAUGGACCGAGUUUUCAAGCAGUUUGCUAAGGCAGUCAUCGAACAAGGCAGCCGACUCAACGACCUCUCCUGAUAAGAGCCUCUCUUAUUUAUUUCUUCUUUCUUUUCUUCCUUCCUUUAAUCCUUCAUUUUUUCCAUCCACCUUUCCUUACUGUAUUUCAUCCUUUAUUCCUUCUUUUCAAUCCUUGCCCUUCAUCCCUCCUUAAUGCAUUCCGGCCAUCCUUUUCCCCUCCCUCUCCGCCUGGUACAGUUCUUUUUCCCCUUCAUUUCCCUGACUUUAUUUUGUCUUUGACCUCCAUCCUUCCGCCCCAUUCUUCCUCCAGCCACAAGCAAAAAAAAAACGUCCUUCUCAUUUGAAGGACACAUCUUAUUGAACGCAGUGUUUGUGUUGCAUUCAACAUUCAUUUAUUCCAUACACAAGUCAUUGUAUGUGAUCAUGCUCUCAAUGGUGUGCUUUUUAAAAAACAAACACAGUUGUUCAUGUCACUGUUGAAAUGCUGAAUAUGUGCCCAUAUUGCUUAGUUGAAUUAGCUAGCAAAAAAAAAAAUGUGAUUACCUUGUGCAAUCAUUUUCUUUUGAAGUUAACAAGUACUGUACAUGAAAAUAGUCAUCACUGUUCAUGAAGCAUUUAGUACUUAUAUCAGUAGGAUUUUAGCCCUCAGGGAUUUUCUUUAUUUAUUCAUUUCCUGUCUGUGUAAUUUUGUUUUGUCAUCCUCCUUUAGUUUGUAUUUUCAUUAUUUAAACGUUGAUGUUAUCGUUUACCACUUGGCAUACGGUUGUUUGCUUCUGUAAAGUAAUAGUUUGAUGUUACAGGAAAUAUGCUUUUUUGUUUUCUUGCAGAGAGUUAGUUGAGAAGAUUGACACUACUCUUACGCCAGUUUGUUAAAUAUGAAGCUAUAGUCAGCUGUCCAUUAGCUUAGCUUAGCAUAAAAACUGAAAAGAGUGGGGAAAGGCUAGCUUUUCUCUGUCCAAAGGUUAAAUAAUAAAAAAAAAAAUCUGAAUACCAGAGGUAGUAGGUGGAUUUUGUUUCCUUUGGAUAUGUCCAUGCUAGCUGUUUCUCCCUGAUUCUUUGUUUAUUAAUUUCAUUCAGUGUAUGAAAUGAUGUCCCAAAGGCUGAACAGAACAGUAUAUCAGUUCCAUUAGGAUUUUCUUUGCAUGUGUGUGUGUGUUCUUGUACUUGAUAUAUAGUGAGGACCAAUAAAAACAUUUUUUUUUGUUACAGUGUGAGGACAUGUUGACUGGUCCUCACUUUCUGAAACAGCUUUUUGAGGGUUAAGACUUGGUUAAAGGCUUCAGGUUAGACUUAGGUUUAGUGUUAGGUAUUAGGGGAAGGGUUAAGGUUAGGCAUUUAGUUCUGAUAGUUAAGGUAAGGGUAGGGGGCAUGCAUUAUGUCAAUGGGUGU
Molecule: messenger RNA, 2808 nt
Organism: Monopterus albus (swamp eel)
Lineage: Eukaryota; Metazoa; Chordata; Actinopteri; Synbranchiformes; Synbranchidae
Gene: abhd3
Product: abhydrolase domain containing 3, phospholipase
Exons: 9
Coding region: 241-1479 (412 amino acids)
Biological process (GO): phosphatidylcholine metabolic process; medium-chain fatty acid catabolic process; medium-chain fatty acid biosynthetic process
Molecular function (GO): A2-type glycerophospholipase activity; glycerophospholipid phospholipase A1 activity; monoacylglycerol lipase activity
Source: RefSeq, a predicted model, not a curated record